This is a messenger RNA of Mugil cephalus (flathead mullet), 1925 nucleotides long. RefSeq names its product BMP and activin membrane-bound inhibitor (Xenopus laevis) homolog a (gene bambia). NCBI's taxonomy places the organism in Eukaryota, Metazoa, Chordata, Actinopteri, Mugiliformes, Mugilidae. Gene Ontology annotation, molecular function: frizzled binding. Bases 444 to 1214 code for a protein of 256 amino acids. Gene Ontology annotation, biological process: negative regulation of transforming growth factor beta receptor signaling pathway; positive regulation of canonical Wnt signaling pathway; transforming growth factor beta receptor signaling pathway. The transcript has 3 exons. The record is from RefSeq and is a predicted model, not a curated record.
UGUGUUGUUCAGUCUGUGGUCCAGUUGUCUUCGCGUCCUGUUCGUCUUUUUUUCUUCCGGUUUUUCUCCGUCCGGGAAUACGAAAGUGAUGCUUCACCGACACCGGCUACACAGAGACACAGACGGAGACCAGCACUGAUAGUUUCUUAUCGAUUUUCACCAUUUUUUCUUGUUCCAAGGAGUAUACUUCUGCCCUUUUUCUCUCUCCCUCUCUCUCCGUUCGUCUUGAAGAACAAGACACUGUUCGUUAUUCGUUAACUUUUUCUGUCCCCUAUGCGGGAGAAGCGACGCUUUGGGGCGAUUUUAUUAUUUUUGCCACUCGGUUCGGGGUUGUGUUUGAGCACAGGAAUGCCCGUGUGAAUCUGUUUCUUUUCUCUUUUUUCUUUUUUUUUCUGCUCUUGGAUAUACGAGGAUUUUUUUUCUUGUGCGGUAACUCGCUGUAAAUGGAUCGACAGUCCAGUUUCAUUUCCAUUUGGCUACAACUGGAACUCUGUGCCAUGGCGGUCCUUCUGACUAAAGGAGAGAUAAGGUGUUACUGUGACGCGCCGCACUGCGUGGCUACUGGAUACAUGUGCAAGUCAGAACUGAACGCCUGCUUCACGAAGGUCCUGGACCCGCUCAACGCAAAUUCUCCACUCACCCAUGGGUGUUUAGACCCCAUCGCCAAUGCUGCAGACAUUUGUGGCAGCAGCAGCAGCAGCCAGAGGGCAGUGGACACUCUAACUGGGGCCACAACGCUGGAGUGUUGCCACGAUGACAUGUGCAACUACAGAGGCCUGCACGACCUGGCACACACCAGGGACUCAACAGAUAGCAGCAACAACAACAGGAACCUGGUGACCCGGGUUCAGGAGCUGACCUCAGCUAAGGAGGUGUGGUUCCGAGCAGCCGUGAUCGCUGUGCCCAUCGCCGGCGGCCUCAUCCUGGUGCUCCUCAUCAUGCUGGCACUGCGAAUGCUGCGCAGCGAGAACAAGCGGCUGCAGGACCAGCGGCAGCAGAUGCUGUCGCGGCUCCACUACAGCUUCCACGGCCACCACACCAAGAAGGGCCACGUGGCCAAGCUGGACCUGGAGUGCAUGGUGCCCGUGACGGGCCACGAGAACUGCUGCCUGACCUGCGACAAGAUGAGGCAGGCCGACCUGGGCAACGACAAGAUCCUGUCUCUGGUGCACUGGGGGAUGUACAGCGGCCACGGCAAGCUGGAGUUCGUAUGACUUCUUGCUGGGGGACUAUGAGACUGUUGCCUCCCCACUAACAGCCAGGACUGCUUCUCAAUGGCUGGCUUUUGCCUUUUUUACUUUGGAAGAAGAAGAAAAAAAAAAGACAUUCCCACGUUUUUUUUGUCCAUUGGAGCGAAAAUAUAUACGAGACUGAUCUCAUGCCGUAUUGGGUUUUUUGCUAGAGGAGCACUUUACUUGAAAAAUGAAAGGCAAAAGCUGCGCGGAGGAGCCGUAUUUAAACAUGAGAGGACGGGACUGAGGUGGAGUGAGCGCUCUAUCGCUGCUCCGGAGGAUCCUGGACUUUUUUUUUUUUUUUUUUUAACACUGAGCGCUGAAGGAUUCCAAAUCUGUCUUAUUUGCACAUUUGUAAAAAACAAAACAAAAACAAAAAGAGUUGCUUAAAACAAGAAUUCUACACUGACACCAGGGUACAAAAAAAAGAAAACAGACUUGUUUGAGGAGUAAAAUAAUUCAGUGUUGAACUGUAGUUGUGCACACUCCUCUGUGUACGUUUCAUGAUUCAAGCUUAUUGUAAAGAGUCUAAAUAUAUAUAUAUAUAUAUUUUUGUCUGAUAAAACUGACCAGUGUGUGUCUUAUUCUGGGUGAAUGUCCAACAUCUCUCUCUCUCUCUCUGUGUGUGAUCAGACUAUAAGCUUGAUUGUGAGUGUGAAAGAAAAACUUCCAUUAAAAGUGACUUUUUAUUUA